Messenger RNA from Condylura cristata (star-nosed mole), 1400 nucleotides. RefSeq names its product hypoxanthine phosphoribosyltransferase 1 (gene HPRT1). NCBI's taxonomy places the organism in Eukaryota, Metazoa, Chordata, Mammalia, Eulipotyphla, Talpidae. The coding region runs from base 135 to 791 and encodes 218 amino acids. The record is from RefSeq and is a predicted model, not a curated record. Gene Ontology annotation, biological process: hypoxanthine metabolic process; purine ribonucleoside salvage; GMP salvage. The transcript is spliced from 9 exons. Gene Ontology annotation, molecular function: hypoxanthine phosphoribosyltransferase activity; magnesium ion binding.
AGGGGGCGGGGCGAGUCGCUGCUGCUUUCCCGCUGAGGCGCCUCGCUCUCCGACGCCUUCGCCUCCUCUUGGCCUCCGCUGCCGCCUUCCUUUUGCUCAGACUGCCUUCAGACGACGCGACCGCAGUUUCCGUUAUGGCGACCCGCAGCCCCAGCGUUGUGAUUAGUGAUGAUGAACCAGGGUAUGACCUAGAUUUAUUUUGUAUACCUAAUCAUUAUGCUGAGGAUUUGGAAAAGGUGUUUAUUCCUCAUGGACUAAUUAUGGACAGGACUGAGCGACUUGCCCGAGAUGUGAUGAAGGAGAUGGGAGGCCAUCACAUUGUAGCCCUCUGUGUGCUCAAGGGGGGCUACAAAUUCUUUGCUGAUCUGUUGGAUUACAUCAAAGCACUGAACAGAAAUAGUGAUAGAUCCAUCCCUAUGACUGUAGAUUUUAUCAGGCUGAAGAGCUACUGUAAUGACCAGUCGACAGGGGACAUAAAAGUAAUUGGUGGAGAUGAUCUUUCAACUUUAACUGGAAAGAAUGUCUUGAUUGUUGAAGAUAUAAUUGAUACUGGCAAAACAAUGCAAACCUUGCUUUCCUUGGUCAAGCAGCAUAAUCCAAAGAUGGUCAAGGUUGCAAGCUUGCUGGUGAAAAGGACCCCUCGAAGUGUUGGAUAUAGACCAGACUUUGUUGGAUUUGAAAUACCAGACAAGUUUGUUGUAGGAUAUGCCCUUGACUAUAAUGAAUACUUCAGGGACUUGAAUCACAUCUGUGUCAUUAGUGAAACUGGAAAAGCCAAAUACAAAGCGUAAGAUGAGAGUUCAAGUUGAGUUGGAGACAUCUGGAAUCCCAUGAAAGUCACCAGUAAAAUUAUCAAAUGUUCUAGUUCUGUGGCCAGCUGCUUAGUAGAACUUACUGCAUGUAUCUUCUAUGAGUUUUGUCUGUUACAUGUUUUAGAAAUGUCCUUGCUGCAUUCCUGAACUCUUUAAUUUACAAUAUGUAAUAUUACACUGUAGACUAUCAGUUCCCUUUGGGUGGAUUGUUGUUUUAUUUUUGAAUGGAAACUCUUUUAAGUGACACCACUGUUGAAUGAAAAUAUUUAAAGAAACAUUUAAAGAGAAGAUAUAUUAGUUUUUUAAUUGGCAUUUUAAUUUUUAUAUAUUCAGGAAAGAACAGAAGUUAUUGAAUAUUGUUAGUUACACACUACUAUGUGUUUCAAAAAGUAAUAAAUAAGCAGUCAAUUUUCACAUUAAUGACAGCAUCUAAAAGGUAUUGUUAUGUUGGAUAAACCAUAUGUCCUAGAAUUAUUUUGGUAGUUUUUAAGUAGUAUUAACUGUAUUUUCCUGCUUGUUCAGAUUAUUUCCAGUGAGUCUCUGUCAACAUUUCCUUUUAAAUAUAGGUCAAUAAAUUCCAAAAAAAUU